CUGCACACAGGUUCCGUCAUGAAUUCCAACGGUGUCUACAGGGAUGUUUGUGGCAUCAACCUCUCCGGGGCAUUCCAGGAGCACAUCAUAAAAGAAGCUCUCGCGUACAGACCGAGGCAAGGGGACGUGUUCAUCGUAUCCUACCCAAAGUGCGGCACAACAUGGACACAGCAUAUCGUGUACGCCAUAUUUAACGACGGCAUGUCACCCAAGGACAUGGACGAAUUUAUGCGGAGGUCCCCCUUUCUGGAGAUGAUUGGAGCGGGUGCCGCCGAAACCAUGCCACGUCCUGGUGCGAUCAAGACACACCUUCCAUUCCUCCACCAGCCCUACUCUCCUCAAGCAAAAUACAUAUACGUCAGUCGUAACCCAUACGACUGUUGCGUUUCAUACUAUUAUCACUGCAAGUCAUUCCCAACGUACCGGUUCACCGACCAGCCAUUCGACAAGUUCUUCGACAUGUUCGUCGAAGGAAAAGUGGAAUUCGGUGACUACUUUGACCAUCAGAUAUCAUGGUACGACCACAGAAACGAUGACAACGUGCUCUUCGUCACCUACGAGGAACUGAAGAUGGAACCCCGUGCCGGAAUUCUUAAGAUAGCCAAUUUUCUGGGAGAGAACUAUGGCAGAAAACUACGGGAGCAACCAGAAAUUUUGGACAGGGUGUUGAACGCGUCGAGCUUGAAGACCAUGAAGGGAUUCAACGAGGAAUUCAAGAAAUGGGGGACAAAGGCUGUGGAGAUAUUGAAAGCGACUGGAAGGUACCAGCCGUACGCCAUCGAAUCAGCGGAAGUAUUGAACAAGCCAAUAACGGGAGAAUUUGUACGUAAGGGAAUCGUCGGUGAUUGGAAAAACCACUUCACUCCCGACCAAAUAAGGCGUAUGAAAGACAGGAUAGCCUUCAAAACAAAGGGCAGCACCCUGAUGAGUCUGUGGAAAGACGUUGGCCUCCCGUGAGCAGUGUGUUUGUUGCUUACGAAUAAGGUCAAACACUCAGUAGCUCUGCACCCCUCGUAUUUUAUCACAGACUGCAUUGCCUCAGUUGCUACGGUGUUCUGCUGCGAAAAGAAAAAAAAGUUUUACGUUCGUUUGAAACCCGCUGCGGUGUCAUCUCGAUGAUGACCAUUGAUUAUCUACUCGUGUAUUUAAAUUUAGCUAACGUUGAAGAACCACAGGUGGUAGAAAUUUUACAGGAGACCCCCACUACUGCCUGUGCUGUAGCUUCUCGAUAUUCAACACCAACAUAGUGCUCAUUUAAAAAAGCACGUAUAACAUUCUUCAUGAGGAUAAAAACUGGCAUAAUUAGUUGCCUAGUACGUUAACGAGCUCUAAGACGAUGUUGACAUUCAUAAAAACAAAAUUUGGGAACAAAAAGUACAUGAAUCAAUCUUCGUUGUUUUACGUAACUUCGACCUUACCCUUCAAACCGUAGCUUUUUUACCAGUGGAAACACUCACGGUUCUAUUCAUAUAUCAUGCAGCCAACACAACUUGUACUUUUUUGAGGACGUGUGAAAAAUGAAAGAGAUUUUAACAGCGUAUACUUGCUUGGAGAAGGAAAAGAAGCAAGAUGGAACUCAAUGUAGUGAACAGUGCCUACAGAACAAUUACAGUGUUGAGCGUCAAUAUAUUGCGUCGGCAUUAUUGUCGCACGCAGUGAAGAGUUGUAUCGAUGUCCUCUUCCAGCUUGCCCUUUCUUUCUUCCCUGCUUCGAUAUGAAAAUUUUGCAUUCUCCCCACAUCUUGUCCAUACGGGGUUUCGUUAGUUCAUCAUGAGUGGUCUAUGGUGAUACGCAAGGUGAACAACAUUGAUAAUGAUCAAUUCGUAGUUGAUAAAAUGGUGCUUAACUCUUUUACGGAUAAAAUGAUCCUUGUACAGGAACGUAGCAUUCGUCCUGAAUGUUUCAUCUAUUUAUAUCUUGUUUUCGUGCUUUCCAAAUAAAUGCACAAACAA
Dermacentor silvarum is the source of this 1952-nucleotide messenger RNA. RefSeq names its product sulfotransferase ssu-1. The transcript is spliced from 2 exons. Gene Ontology annotation, molecular function: sulfotransferase activity. Bases 19 to 957 code for a protein of 312 amino acids. NCBI's taxonomy places the organism in Eukaryota, Metazoa, Arthropoda, Arachnida, Ixodida, Ixodidae. Gene Ontology annotation, cellular component: cytoplasm. Gene Ontology annotation, biological process: sulfation. The record is from RefSeq and is a predicted model, not a curated record.